Messenger RNA from Juglans microcarpa x Juglans regia, 1434 nucleotides. Its product is annotated as DDT domain-containing protein PTM-like. NCBI's taxonomy places the organism in Eukaryota, Viridiplantae, Streptophyta, Magnoliopsida, Fagales, Juglandaceae. The record is from RefSeq and is a predicted model, not a curated record. The transcript is spliced from 3 exons. The coding region runs from base 1 to 1434 and encodes 477 amino acids.
AUGGCUAUCUACAAGCACUGGGAAAUCCCUCUGAACUUGAAUGAAGCUAGUAAUUUCGACUCGCUGAACCAUUCUGUAUGCUCAAACAUUCUUACUAAGAAGCAAAACCUGGCUUGUUUAAUGCCCUCGGCACCACUGACAUCUUCAGAAACAAAUACAGUUAAUAAUGAGACUGAUGAUGUAAGAAAAGUGGAUGAAACCUCUAUUAGUGGAUGCUCUGGUCAUCUUGGCAGCGAGCUUUCAAAGCCUGUGAGCUUCGUAGGUUCUGUAAUUGCCACAGAAAGUCCAUAUAUAACUUCAGAAGGAUCAGCUGGAGCCACACAAUCAAAUGCAGACAUUCCGAAUUUUCAAAAUUUUGGGCCCCAUGACUCAAAUAGAUCUGCUGAAUUCUUAGCUCUGUCACAAGUACCGAUAAAGCGCCCACGUUUGGGAGACAGUCCUCUGACGUCUGCCAGCAUUGAUGUCAGACUAGAAAAUGCUAUGGAAUCUGCAGAUCCUCGGCAUUACACGUUUUCUAUAACCACUAGAAAAGGGGACCCAUCACAAGCAAAUUGUCGGAUUGGCUAUUUGAACUACUACAGUUUUGCACAAACUGCCUCAUUAGUUGCAGAGGACUUGAUGCAUAAAUCAUCAGAGAAAGUCAAUGAAAACUCAAUAUUGUCUGAGGAUGAUAUAAUUUCAGCACAAAUGAAGGCCAUUUUGAAAAAGUAUAACAAGUUUUGUUGGCCAAAUAUUCAGAGACUAAAUGUAGAUGCAAGAAAAGAGAAGUGUGGAUGGUGUUUUUGGUGUAAAAAUCCAACUGAUGAAAGAGAUUGCUUGUUUAAAAUGUAUUUGGGGCCUGUUCAGGAAGGUGUUAAAAAUGAUGUCUUUGGUCUUCAAUCAAAAAAGAACAGGAGAGGCCAUCUUGUAGAUGUCAUGUGUCAUAUUCUCUCCAUUGAAGGUCGUCUGCAAGGGCUUUUGUUGGGUCCAUGGCUGAACCAACAUCAUAUCAAGUACUGGCAUAAAAGUAUUCUGAAGGCUUCUGAUCUAGUGUCCAUUAAAAAUUUAUUGCUCACAUUGGAAUCAAAUUUGCGUCCUCUUGCACUCUCAAUUGAGUGGUCAAGACAGAUGGAUUUUGCUGUUACCAUGGGUACUUCAGCUUCUCAUGUUGUAAUAAGUUCAAUGCGUGCAUCCUCAAAACAAGGGAUUAGCCGAAAGAGGGUUAGGCCUUCAGAACCUGAGUCCAAUCCUUCUUCAAAUGCUGCUAGUGGAUUGGGUAUAUUCUGGUGGAGGGGUGGUAGGCUUUCUCAUCAUGUGUUUAAUUGGAAGGUUCUGCCUUGCUCCUUGGCUUCCAAGGCUGCCAGACAAGGCAUAUUAUAUCCUGAGAGUUCAGAAUAUGUAAAGAGAAGCAGAUUUAUUGCUUGGCGAGCUGCUGUUGAGACGGCACUAGUGUAG